ACAGAUGAGCCGGCUGCUAUAUAGCCUCCACUCGACGGCAGAUAAGGGCAGAUCAACCGCUGACAUCGGAGAGGAACCAUGAUGCACACUUUGGUCGUACUGGUGGCUGUGGCCGCUGCGGUGGCCGCAGAGGGCGGCAUCGAACAGAACGCCGGCUACGGUACCGGCGCGUACGGCAAGGAGUACGAAACGGAACACUAUGGAUAUCAAAAGGUGAAGACCAUUGUGAAGCACGUGCCCGUUCCUGUGUACAAGAAGGUGCCGUAUCCCGUGCUGAAGGAGGUGCAGGUCGUCAAGCCCGUGCUGAAGACGAUCGUCAAGUCGGUGCCGAAGCCGUACCCGGUCGUGCGCCACGUGCCCGUCGUUAAACACGUGCCUGUCGUGCAGCGCGUGCCCGUUGUGAAGCACGUGCCGAUCGUGAAGCCGGUGCCGGUGGUGCACCACCGCUAUCACGUGCAGAAGGUGCCCGUGCACAUUCCCUACUACGUGCACAAGCCCAGCUACGGCUACGGCCACGGCGGUGGGUAUCACUGAGCCGGCAGACCUUAGUCGAUCCGGCGACCGCGGCUCACAGCCAUCCCCAGCGGAUAGCUGGCAGAGCUUAGCGGGUCGCGUAUUUAUUGAUAUGUCAUAUGUGCCAUGUGACCUUAUAAGUGCAAGUGUGGAGAAACAUACGGAAUGCGUACUCAUGCAAUUCUGGUUCUACGAGCCCAGAGUGAAAGGUUUAUAAGCAGCGUAUAGGCGAUGGUCAUUGUGUUAAAAAAACGAAAAAAAGCUUAUUAGUUAUUUACAUACAAAUAUUUCCCCAUAAAUUCCGUGUUAUUUCGGCGCAUAAAUGUGCUAUGUAAAAUGCAAACGAUAAUAUAUUUAACACGAAUA
Molecule: messenger RNA, 879 nt
Organism: Amphibalanus amphitrite
Lineage: Eukaryota; Metazoa; Arthropoda; Thecostraca; Balanomorpha; Balanidae
Product: zinc finger protein 512B-like
Exons: 3
Coding region: 79-534 (151 amino acids)
Source: RefSeq, a predicted model, not a curated record